AUGAACAAAUCGAAUCAGUUUAUAUCUGGGAGUGUUGAUAAUUUAAUUAUGAUAUGGAAAGGGGAUGAGAAUGAUUCAUGGAUUUACAAAUAGAAAAUCAAUGGACAUACAAACAAAAUUCUUUGUUUAGUAAUAAAUGAUGAUGAUGAUCUUAUUGUAUCUGGUAGCAGUGAUAAGACAAUUAAGUUGUGGUAAGAGUCAAAUGAAUGGUUGUGCUCUUAGACAAUCACUGAUCAUACUUCAAUUGUAUAUGGAUUAAGUUUUAAUGAAUAACAAAGGAUUUGA
Molecule: messenger RNA, 285 nt
Organism: Paramecium tetraurelia
Lineage: Eukaryota; Ciliophora; Oligohymenophorea; Peniculida; Parameciidae
Exons: 1
Biological process (GO): iron-sulfur cluster assembly
Cellular component (GO): cytosolic [4Fe-4S] assembly targeting complex
Molecular function (GO): protein binding
Source: RefSeq, a predicted model, not a curated record